CGGUCUCGUCGGCCCUGCGGCGCUGGAGACCUGACGCACAGAGCUCGAGAGCGAGAACGAGAGAGAAAGGGGCAGAAAUGGCGGCUCCGCUCGGCUCCCGCUGAGGAGGGUGAAGCCGGCGGAGGGUCUGUGCUGCCGACUUGCAGCCUCGUUCUCGCCUCUUGCUGCCUGACUUCUCACGCCGCUUUCCCUUCCUCUGCCCUGCUCUCGCCUGUCCUCGUCUGCGCUCCGGAGAGUUCGAGCCGGCUCGUCUCUCCCGGCCCGGCUCCGCUGGCCCUGACUGCCCUGCCGGCGGGCCGGCCUUCCUCUGCCUUCCCGGGCGCGGCGUGUGCCUCGUCCUCCUGGCUGGACCAUGGUGAACACCCGGAAGAGCUCUCUGCGCCUUCUCGGGUCCAAGUCUCCCGGGCCCGGGCCCGGGCCUGGGGCCGGAGCAGAGCCUGGGGCGACCGGAGGCAGCAGCCAUUUCAUCUCCUCUCGGACCCGCUCCUCCAAGACCCGCGCUGCCAGCUGCCCCGCCGCCAAGGCCGGGGGAAGCAGUGGCGCCGGCGUCGCUCUGGAUGAGGCCCGGAAAGCUGAAGUUGAUGGGAGUUUAAGUGAUAGCCACGUAUCUCCUCCAGCCAAACGCACUUUGAAACAACCAGAUUCUGUUUGCAAAGACAAAUCGAAAUCGAGAAGUACUGGUCAGCGAGAAGAAUGGAACAUAACAACUGGACAGACCAGGUUAACUUCUCAGCCUGGUGCUACGUUACCAAACGGACAUAGUAGCUUAUCCCUUCGAAGCCAUCCCCUUCGAGGGGAAAAGAAGGGAGAUGGGGAUCUUUCUUGUAUAAAUGGUGACAUGGAAGUCAGAAAAAGUUGUCGUUCCAGGAAAAACAGAUUUGAAAGUGUGAACCAGAGUUUGCUGUUUGAUCAACUAGUAAAUAGUACUGCUGAAGCUGUACUACAAGAAAUGGACAAUAUUAACAUCCGACGGAAUCGACGAUCAGGAGAAGUGGAACGACUUCGAAUGUGGACAGAUACAGAAUUUGAAAACAUGGAUAUGUAUUCAAGAGUGAAAAGGCGAAGAAAAUCACUAAGAAGAAAUAGUUAUGGGAUUCAGAAUCAUCAUGAAGUUUCUACUGAGGGUGAAGAAGAAGCUAGAACCUCUAUAUUGCUUCCUUUGGAGAAAAACAGUAUAGAAUCUCAAGAGGAGGAUGGAGAUAUAGAAGUUGAAGAGGCAGAAGGAGAAGAAAAUGAUAGACCAUAUAAUUUAAGACAAAGAAAAACAGUGGAUCGAUACCAGGCACCUCCAAUAGUGCCAGCUCAUCAGAAGAAGAGGGAAAACACACUGUUUGAUAUUCACAGAUCUCCAGCAAGAAGAAGCCAUAUCAGGAGAAAGAAGCAUGCCAUCCAUAGUAGUGACACAACUUCUUCUGAUGAAGAGCGCUUUGAAAGAAGGAAAUCAAAGAGCAUGGCGAGAGCAAGAAAUAGGUGUUUGCCUAUGAACUUCAGAGCAGAAGACUUAGCUAGUGGUAUUCUCCGAGAACGAGUGAAAGUGGGUGCAAGCUUGGCUGAUGUUGACCCAAUGAACAUUGAUAAAUCAGUACGAUUUGAUAGCAUAGGUGGAUUGAGUCAGCAUAUUCAUGCACUAAAGGAGAUGGUAGUAUUCCCACUUUUAUAUCCAGAAAUUUUUGAAAAAUUUAAAAUUCAGCCUCCCAGGGGCUGUCUGUUUUAUGGCCCUCCUGGCACAGGUAAAACCUUGGUUGCCAGAGCAUUAGCUAAUGAAUGCAGUCAAGGAGACAAAAAAGUGGCUUUUUUUAUGCGAAAAGGAGCGGAUUGUUUGAGCAAGUGGGUUGGUGAGUCUGAAAGGCAACUUAGGCUUCUUUUUGAUCAGGCAUACUUGAUGAGACCUUCUAUAAUAUUUUUUGAUGAAAUAGAUGGAUUAGCUCCAGUUCGCUCUAGUAGACAAGAUCAGAUUCACAGCUCAAUAGUGUCAACCCUCCUUGCUCUAAUGGAUGGAUUAGAUAAUAGGGGCGAAAUCGUUGUUAUUGGUGCUACAAACAGACUUGAUUCUAUAGAUCCUGCACUCAGGAGACCUGGUCGUUUUGAUAGAGAAUUCCUUUUCAACUUGCCUGAUCAAAAAGCAAGAAAACACAUCUUACAGAUCCAUACCAGGGAUUGGAAUCCAAAAUUGUCAGAUGCUUUUUUAGGUGAACUAGCCGAAAAAUGUGUUGGCUACUGUGGAGCUGAUAUCAAGGCCCUGUGCACUGAAGCUGCCCUCAUUGCUCUUCGGAGGCGAUAUCCGCAGAUAUAUGCUAGCAGUCAUAAACUGCAGUUGGAUGUUUCCUCAAUAGUGCUUAGUGCCCAAGAUUUUUAUCAUGCAAUGCAGAAUAUAGUGCCUGCUUCCCAACGUGCUGUGAUGUCUUCAGGACAUGCACUAUCACCUAUUAUAAGGCCACUGCUGGAAAGGAGCUUCAACAACAUUCUAACAGUCUUGCAAAAAGUGUUUCCUCAUGCUGAAAUUAGCCAGAGUGACAGGAAAGAAGAUAUAGAAAAUCUAAUUUUAGAUGAUAGUGAAGAUGAGAAUGCUUUAUCAAUUUUUGAGACGAGUUGUCACUCAGGAUCACCAAAGAAACAAUCAUCAACUGCUGCUAUACAUAAACCCUUCCUUCAUUUUACAAUGUCACCAUACCAUCAGCCAACCUCUUACAGGCCACGAUUAUUGCUAUCUGGAGAAAGAGGCUCAGGUCAAACUUCUCACCUUGCUCCAGCACUUUUGCAUACUCUAGAAAGAUUCUCUGUGCAUAGACUAGAUCUCCCAGCACUUUAUUCAGUCAGUGCCAAAACACCCGAAGAAUCAUGUGCACAGAUAUUUCGAGAAGCUCGAAGAACAGUACCAAGUAUUGUUUACAUGCCUCACAUUGGCGAUUGGUGGGAAGCUGUCAGUGAAACUGUGAGAGCAACUUUUCUGACAUUGCUACAAGAUAUACCAUCAUUUUCACCCAUAUUUUUAUUGUCUACCUCUGAAACCAUGUACAGUGAAUUGCCUGAAGAGGUUAAGUGUAUCUUUAGAAUACAGUAUGAAGAGGUCUUGUAUAUUCAAAGGCCUGUUGAAGAAGACAGAAGGAAAUUUUUCCAGGAACUGAUUCUCAAUCAGGCAUCAAUGCCACCACCACGAAGGAAACACACUGCUCUUUGUGCUAUGGAAGUGCUUCCUCUUGCACUACCUUCUCCACCUCGUCAGUUGUCAGAAUCAGAAAAAAAUCGGAUGGAGGACCAGGAGGAAAAUACUUUAAGAGAAUUGCGGUUGUUUCUCAGGGAUGUAACCAAGAGGCUGGCCACAGAUAAACGCUUUAACAUCUUCAGCAAACCGGUGGAUAUUGAAGAGGUUUCAGAUUAUCUUGAAGUAAUCAAAGAACCAAUGGAUUUAUCAACAGUAAUAACUAAAAUUGAUAAACAUAAUUAUCUUACUGCUAAAGAUUUCCUGCAAGAUAUUGACCUCAUCUGUAGCAAUGCUUUAGAGUACAAUCCAGAUAAGGACCCAGGAGAUAAAAUAAUUAGACACAGAGCUUGUACCCUGAAGGACACUGCACAUGCCAUCAUUGCAGCUGAAUUAGAUCCGGAAUUUAAUAAACUCUGUGAAGAAAUUAAAGAAGCAAGAAUAAAAAGAGGCUUAUCGGUAACAGCAGAACAAAUAAAUCCUCAUGGCACUGGAGCUCGGAAGACAGAAACUAGAGUUGAAGAGGCAUUUCGGCACAAACAAAGAAAUCCAAUGGAUGUCUGGCACAACUCUGCAAAUAAAUGUGCAUUUCGGGUACGGAGAAAAUCAAGGCGACGUUCACAGUGGGGCAAAGGAAUUAUUAAGAAAAGAAAAGUUAAUAAUUUAAAAAAAGACGAAGAGGAUACCAAAUUUGCAGACUAUGAGAACCAUACAGAGGACAGAAAAUUGCUAGAGAAUGGAGAGUUUGAGGUAAGCACUGAUUGCCAUGAGGAAAAUGGAGAAGAGACUGGGGACUUAUCUAUGACCAAUGAUGAAUCCUCGUGUGACAUCAUGGACAUGGACCAGGGGCAGAGGCUAAACAACGGAGCAGGCACUAAAGAGAACUUUGCAUCCACAGAAGAAGAAAGUUCAAAUGAAUCUCUGCUCAUCCACAGCAGCAGUACUCUUAAUCCAGAACAGACAUCUAGGAAGGAGCCUUUUCUUAAGGGCAGCUGUCUGAAUGGUGAGGCCUCCACUGACAGUUUUGAAGGAAUACCUGUUCUGGAAUGUCAGAAUGGUAAAGUUGAUGUCAUUCCUCUCUGUAGUAGUGGAGAUAAAUGUAGUUCAGAACAAAAGAUUGUCCUGGAAAACCAGUUAAAAGAAAAACCAGAAAUUUCAAAUGAAAAUCAUGGAGAUGAUCCUGAGAAACUAGAGGCACCAGAAUGUAGCAAUACUGAGAAAUUAGAACCUGGCCCUGAUGUGGAGGUUAAAGAUGCAGAAUUGGAUAAAGAAGGUGCUUCUAAAGUAAAGAAAUAUCGUAAAUUAAUUUUAGAGCAGGCAAAAACAACAAGCCUGGAACUGGUUCCAGAAGAGCCGACUGAGCCUGUGCCACCUCUUAUAGUUGAUCGUGAGAGAUUGAAGAAAUUGCUUGAUUUGUUGGUAGAUAAAAGCAACAAUUUGACAGUUGAUCAGCUUGAGAGAUUAUAUUCUCUUCUUAGUCAGUGCAUCUAUCGUCAUCGUAAAGAUUAUGACAAAUCACAACUUGUAGAGGAGAUGGAAAGAACAGUUCAUAUGUUUGAGACAUUCCUAUGAACUUUUCAAGAUGAGUGGUUGAUCCUCUCCAAUCUGCUCCUGACAGAGCAGUCUUCUGAGCCAUUCACUUUCAAAUUGCACCAAUUAUGUGCAGAGCCUUGGUGUAAAGUGCUCUCUCACUCAUUCUCUCUCUCUGUUGAAUUUGGUGCUAUUGUCUCAGGUACCUGAAACCAACCAGCCUACAAGAACCAAACAGAACUUCAGAAACUUGUUGUAUUUUCCACAAAUAAAAAAAUACAACCCCACAGCUUGGAGAUUUUGGUGCUACAGAAACUGCUUUUGCUUCUGCUCCUCCUUUUCGUGCACUGUCUUCUGGAGAUUCUCUUAGGGAGCAGACCAGCAGCAGGAGGAAGCUGGGUGGGCAGUUCUAACUGUGUUGGAUUGUUUAAACAGUGGGCAACCUGUUUUUUGGGUUUCACUUUUUUUUUUUCCCCCUUCUUUUUCCUUUUUAUCUCUUAUCAUAUUUCCCCCUCUCUGGGUAAUGGACUGAAGCCUGUUUUAAAGUUGGCUAUGAUAUAUUCUGGUGGGAAACUGAAGAAACCAGAUGGAAUUAGAUUAGGCUCUUUAGAACUGCCUUUAAUGUGCCUUUUUAUUCAUUUGAGAAAGAUAAGGCUAAAUGGAUGAGCUCGUUUGUAGCAAAUAAAUUAAAAUAUUUUCUUUGGUUACAACCUUGACAAUAAGUUUCAAUACUCUGCAUCAUUAAGAGACAACUAAUGUUUUGGUAUUAAUGCCUGUCUUGUUCUCAAAGCUCAAUCAAGACACUGAGUAAACCACAUAAUAUACUAAAAAUGGUAAGUUUUCCUGUAUGGUCUGUUUCUGUGUAAGAAACAUGUGAUAAAACAAUGAUAAAUAAUGCACAGUCCAUAACAAAAACUCACACACUUCUCCUUAUUGCUGACAGUGAUGACCAGAGAAUGGAUAGUAGCCAUUCUUCUGUCAGAGGCAAUUUAAUAGUUCUUCGAGUUCCCAGAGAAAAAUGAUUUUCAUGUGUAAUAAAUUGUUAUUGUUUUGUUUUAAAGCCAGGACUUGCCAAAUGAACAGAAAAGAGGAAUUUGUCAGAGGCUCCAUAAAAUUCAUUUUCUGUAUAAUUACAAGUGAGCUCUGGUAUGGUCCUUGAAUAACAGUAUUAAUGUUUGAAUCCCUUCUCAUAAGCUUACCUUCAUAACUCUUCAUUUUGGUUGGAAUCUAUUUUGGAUCUUGUUGAGUGAUUUCUGUGAAUUUUACUUACCUAAAAUUAAUUAUGGGUUACUAGUUUUACAAAAACUUUCUAUAAAUUUGGAGACACAGUCUAGGCAGUUGCAAAGAGGCAAAGGGAGUGCAGUAACAUUUUUUUAUCAGAUAAUUUUUUAAAAAAGUGUAGAAAAUUUUGCCGACAAGUUGGCUUGCUAUCUUCAUUUAUUAUAGCUGUUAGCUGCAGGUGUGUCUUUCCAAUAUAUGCAACACAUGUAGUUUGAGUUUUAAUUAGGGCACAUGGUCGUGGACUACUGCAGAGAUACUGAGCUACCUCAGCUUUUUGUGUUUUAGUUACCAACAGUGUUUACAGAGUCCUGUAAUCACUUUGCCACCGUUUACAUGCUGAAGCUAAGGUACUUGUCUCCUUGUCUCUGGCUGUCUGUAGUGUGCAGAAAACACUCUUUGGCCUAGGCUACUGCAGUAAUCCCAAGUGCUUCUUUGCAUUUACCUUUACAUUUACUGCCUUCUAGUUCUAGCUUCAUUUUUUUUCUAAAAUGCUACUUCUUUUCUUUAUGCCUAGUCUAUGAAGUUUUCAUAAUAUUCAGUUAAUCAUAUAAUUCAAGAUGAUAUCCAUGUAGACACACUGUAUUUUUAAGGUGGGCAAGUGCGAUUAACGAUGAACCAUUUUAAAGGGGAGGUUAUUUGAAACCUCUAAUUUGAUUAUUGGGAGGAUUUUCAUGCUUUCUUUAGUAUUUAUUACCAUCAUACCAGUUCAAACUAUUUUACUGUCUAAUACAUUAGCAUUUUGUAUUUUGAUGGAAAUUGUUACAGAAUUUAAAGAUUUGAUGAAAUAAGAUGUAGCAGAUUUUUUGUAGCAAGUUUCUGGUAAAAGGGUUUUUUGCAAGUCUCAGGUUCUUGCUGCACUAUUUUUUUUUUUUUUUUUUUACUAUUUAUUCCAGUUACUCUAAUUCAGAAGCAUUCUGUUCAAGUAACAGCAGCACUUGUGAAAGGAAAAAGAAACAACGCACAUGUUCUUAGUAGAUUACUAAAUUUAUACAAGUUAAUUAAGAUUUUAGCCAUCAGUGAGUUUGACAAGGGAAAUUUAUUUAUGUUUGGCAUUAAAAUGCUUCCAAAAGAUCAAGAUUUUGUUUUUGUUUAUCCUUCAUGUAGAUGGAGAAAUCAGAGGCAACCUCAGUAUAGGAACUGCCACUUUGAACAGUUUAGGUCUUAAAGAGAAAGCCAAUUUCAUGCCAGGGGGAGAAAAAUGAGCUGAAAUUGUACCAACUCUUCGGACUCCUUUUCCCCCUAAGAAAGAAACACACUACACCAGUUUCACAUAUUUUACAAAUACCUGGUGGUUCUAUAGUUUAAAGCAGCUUGUGAAAUUAUCCAAGUGGACUCAAUUUUGUUUACCUUUCUGUGAGUUCUUAAUUUUUGCUGUAUAGCAUUGGCAAAAAUAUGUACAAAUUGACCUCUGUUCUUAUUUCCUAUUGUGAGCAUUAUAAAUGAUAAGCUCCAGUGUAAAAUCUUGCUCUCAGAUCAGUAAAAUACGUAUCACAGCCCAGCCCAGCAGUAGUUCAUGCUCAGCUGUAGGGACUCUGGGAGCAUUUUGAAGAUGAUAGAACCACAUUAGGGUUGAAACUGAUGGCUGUGAAGUUAAUUGUGUUUUUGAGCUUGAAUCUUACCUGUGAUUGAGUUUUUUUUAAUGUCCUUUUAUGACUUGAUUUUUCUCAUAUGCCAAUGUAUUUGUAGGUUUACUGGAUUUUACUUUUAGGGAGUGGGGUGGUCAUUUCUUCCCUUUUCUGAUUAAGUUGAUUCAGCUAUGGUGCUAUUCAGUAGGUGUCUUCAGUGUCAGGUCCCGUAGCUGAAUGCCAUUGUUAUUAUAAUUAUUAUUUGUAAUCAUAUUGUAAGCUUGAAUUUGGGCUUGUACUUGCAUCUUUUGUAUUUUGUACAUUUGGUUACUUAGAUUUGGGAGUCCUAUUUGGUUUCAGUCAUGUAUGUCUACUUUGUAGAUUAAGUAGACUUCAUCAACUAUGGUCUAUUUUGGGUUUGUAGUUUAAUUUAGAAUUGUGUUAAAUUGAUGUUUUACAUUUGACUUCAUUUUACCUUAGUUUGAAGUAAAUUAUUUAAUUUUUGAAUUCUGGAAUUUGAACAUUUACUGUAAUUUGUAAUAUAACUGCUGUGAAAUACUUGAAUAAAGAUGAUAAGAAAAACACA
Marmota monax (woodchuck) is the source of this 8161-nucleotide messenger RNA. It is a transcript of the gene Atad2b, whose product is annotated as ATPase family AAA domain containing 2B. Gene Ontology annotation, biological process: positive regulation of transcription by RNA polymerase II. The record is from RefSeq and is a predicted model, not a curated record. Gene Ontology annotation, molecular function: ATP hydrolysis activity; histone binding; chromatin binding. Gene Ontology annotation, cellular component: nucleus. The transcript is spliced from 29 exons. NCBI's taxonomy places the organism in Eukaryota, Metazoa, Chordata, Mammalia, Rodentia, Sciuridae. Bases 353 to 4771 code for a protein of 1472 amino acids.